UCUCGUUCAUCGUCCUGGAAAGUUGGCCUAGGUAAACACUGCAGAUGGUCACGAGAUUUUUAGAUUUUAUCAACAUGCCCUCGACAACCCAUUGGCUGUACACAAUGUGAAUCGCAGUUGUGGCAGGCUGUAGCAGCUCCCGAGCCAAUCACAUCGCCCUGGUGCCUGAUUCGUAACUAGGAUGGACGACAGUCAACAGAUACCAUCACGCCCUCCAGUUUCUUCUUCUCUCACUUUGUCUUUUAUCAUUGUCAUAUGUUGUGCUACAAGAUGAAGCGUACGGCUAGGUCAGAUCCGAAUCGCUCCGACCUCACAGCAGCGAAACGACGGCGCACCGUGCCAAAUCCAGCUACAGACCGUCGGUUCUGGGGCCUGAGCUGCGAGGAUAGCGCUCGGGUCGUUGAUCUCUACGACGAAGGGAGGCUGCUCAUAGCGGACUACAACAAAGCUCAACAAGAAGUCGAGGCUAGGCGGAAUCUGCUCGAGGAAUCUGCGAGAGGGCCUGGUGAAUGGGACUUUAUGUCUCGCUGGGACUUCGAUUUCGAAUACGAGUUCGAUGACACUGCAGACGAAGAGGAACAGCUCAGACACGCUAAACUCAAAUAUAUUAUGGACAAAGAUACCGAGCUCUGUAAUCUCGUAAGAGAUCUAGAAGCCGCCAGCUAUUCGGUUGAUCGUAUCGCGACGGCUUGCGCCGAUCUGCAGCUAUGUUCAUCGCUUACAGCAAUCAUUCUCGCCAAGCUUCCUCGCGAGCUUCGAGACCAUGUCUACGAUUAUCUCUGGGCAGGAGAGCACGUCGAGAGCAUGGAUAAGGCUAUCUCGUUUGUUCCUCGGCACUAUUUCUCAGAUGAAGCUGUCAUCAACGCACCAGAGCUGCCUGUGCCGCGUUUCGCGAACGUCACAUUCGUUGGCCUAGAAUUCGCAUCUGAAGCUGCGACUCGGUACUUCAGAGUCUUGUCAAGUGCGGAACUUGACUACCGUUACGUACGUGCCAAUCUUGAACGCAACCGCUUUGGUCCCAUGACAUUCGUGGUCAAGAACGAAAUUCGGCGCCUUGUGAUGACGAUUGAUGAGAGCGCUGGGACUAUCUGCCAAGGUACAAGGAUAGCUUGUGAAGCUCUCAACGACAGCAUGAACAGCCUGCUCGUGUUCAAAGAUCAUCAAAACAUCAGCAUCGAGAUUUAUUUGGAAGCGGGCAUGCAAUGGAGCCUUGCGUUCUACCAGGCUCUCGAAGUCAUCAAGCCAGUGUUCAUGACACUUCGCGAAGCCAACAUAGACAUCAAAGUCCUGGGUUACGACUUCUUCAGCACCACCGAAGACGAUGAUACUGACAUCUUUUCCGAACAACUCAACCACUAUCUCACAGCAGGUAAACCUGAAGAAUGGCUCGACAUGAAAGCCAGAGAAGUCAAAAGCGUACCACGAGGACUGCUUCGGCAGCGGUGCAAACGAACACUGAAGAUCAUGCGAAAGAACCUUGAGUUCUACACCCGGAACAGUCGCAAGGCCACAGGGGCUGCUACAGCGAGCUUGUGAUUAUGUGGUAGUGGUACCGCAGUGGCAGAUGGAAAACCUCAGGGUCUAGAUCUGGUAGCGAACACUUAUUUAUUUCCUCAAAUCGAAGAUACUGGCACGCCCAGGACAAUUGUAGGAUUAUCAUGAAUCACCACAGCACUAGGGUAAUACCAUCUGAGCUGAAACUACAGCUUCGCUCUGGGCGCUUCACUAUCAUGGUUCCAUCCUGGCAUAUCCGCUAAAUCCUUGGCACGCGCCGCCCUUCGUGACUUCAGCGCGUCGCCAGUGCCUGGGCGCCAUCUCCAUGCAUGUGC
This is a messenger RNA of Alternaria alternata, 1829 nucleotides long. RefSeq lists its product as hypothetical. The transcript has 3 exons. Bases 271 to 1536 code for a protein of 421 amino acids. Lineage: Eukaryota; Fungi; Ascomycota; Dothideomycetes; Pleosporales; Pleosporaceae. The record is from RefSeq and is a predicted model, not a curated record.